Messenger RNA from Eucalyptus grandis, 911 nucleotides. RefSeq names its product glycine-rich protein A3. The record is from RefSeq and is a predicted model, not a curated record. NCBI's taxonomy places the organism in Eukaryota, Viridiplantae, Streptophyta, Magnoliopsida, Myrtales, Myrtaceae. The coding region runs from base 127 to 615 and encodes 162 amino acids. The transcript is spliced from 3 exons.
ACGAUCUCUCUCUCUCUCUCUCUCUCUCUGCGCCAUUGGGAUUGACAUGGUUCUUCUCACCUGAUUUUGUACUUGGGAGUACUUGUGCUUUUCUUAAGCGUUGGUGGGUACGCUGUAGGGUAACACAUGCACCACGGGUCGUAUCCUCCACAUGGAUAUCCUCCGCAGGGGUAUCCACCGGGGUAUCCACCGGGGUAUCCACAAGGUGGAUUCUCGAGCUAUGCUACUGGGUACAAUGAGGGGCAAUACAUGCACUGCGAGUCAUAUCCUCCUCAUGGAUAUCGUCCGCCGGGUGGAUAUCCUCUUGCCGGUUAUCCUCCUCCGCCUGUAGCUUAUCCACCGGCUGGGGGAUAUCCACUAGCUGCUUAUCCCUGUCCUUCAGCUUCAUAUCAUUCAGGGCACGGUCCUGGUAAGGGAGCAAUGUUAGCUGGGGGCCUCGCUGCUGCAGCCACUGCUUAUGGGGCACACCACAUGUCUCAUGGUGCUCAUCAUCUUGGACACGGGGCUUCUUACGGCCAUGGUCAUGGAAAGUUUAAGCGCGGAAAGUAUGGAAAGGGCUGGAAACAUGGCAUGUUUGGGAAGUACAAGGGCAAGCACUUCAAAAAGUGGAAGUGAAUCAUCACAUCUGUCCUGCUGGGGGACUGUUGUUGGCUUUCGACUGUUACUCAUAUGACCGAGUGGUUCUAUUAUGAUCCAUUCGUGGGAUAUAAGUGUACUACGUUUAAGUACUGAAUAUGCUUCCUGUGUUGUGUGUAUCUAUGACUGGUUGCUCUCUUUAAGGAUUUGGGUCGAGCAUUUUAACAAUGUCAAUUUGCUUACCGAUUUGAGAUAUCUGUUAAAUCGCUGUUUGAUCAGCUUAUUGUAUGAUGAAGUUUAAGAGCUUUGCUCUACAUAAUGAAAACAAUUGAAGA